AUGACAAGUCUUUUGAAUGAAAAUCCCAUCACGUCCAUCACGACCAAUGCAUUGAAUUCUUCACAAGUAUUGCAAUUACAAUCCAAUCAUAGCGGUGUCAGUUUUAUUCUCAUUCUUGAUGGUUGUGUAUUUUUAUUGGGAUUAUUGAUUUUAUUUUGUUGUCUUCAAAAUUUAAGAUUAUGGAAGAAGAAGAAGCAACCAUCGUUGAGUAGCAGCAGCAGUGGUACAUCAUCACCCAAUUUAUCCUCUCCAUCCUCCACUUCACAAAAUGUUCUCUAUCGCUUCUUUUAUCGACUCUAUUCUUGGUUAUUCCUUGAAAGUGAAUAUGUGAAAAUUGGAAAAUUAUAUGGACAAGAAGUGAGCGUGUAUUUGUGGUAUCAACAUCAAUUCAUUUUGUUUUUUGGAUUUGCGACAGUUGUUGGGCUAAGUUGUUUGUUACCAUUGCAUUUGACAGGAACGCCUACCAUUGUCAAUUCAAGUCUUGUGAAUACGACUCAAAUUGAGACCUCUUCGUUUCUGUAUCGAACCAGUGUGAAUAUGGUCUUGUCACUUCCUGAUCGAAUGUAUGCCCAUGUGAUCUUGUUUUAUGCUUUUUCACUCUUGAUAUUGUUUUUAUUGUACCGAUUUUCUUCAUCCAAGUUUGUGACACAAUAUAUUAACAUGGAUGGUGGAGGAGGAACUUGUGACACUGGAUCAUCAUCCUCUACUACUACUACUACUACUAGUGGUCACACGAACCAUGAAUCAAUUGGAGCGAAUAAUAGUGACGAGCGACUAUUGAAUGUGUCGAGUACUCCCUCUGGCUACGGAUCGACCUACAGCAUGGUCAGCAAUUACAGCGUUCUUGUGAAGGAUCUUCCAGUAGAGUGCACUGAUAACAUGAAAUUUAGAAAAGCCGUUGAAAGUGCAUUCCCGAACAUGAGAAUUUAUUCAUGUCGAUUAAUUCAUGACACGAGUGAACGAAUCAAAAUUGAAGAGGAAUAUCAAAACGCUCUCCAACAUAUCAAACACUAUGAAUAUGUGAAAAAUGAAACGAACAAGCAUGUGAAAUUGAUCAAAUUGUUUGAAUCAAGCUCCAAGAAAGCCAAUUGCUGUUCAAAAAUUGUUGAGAGAGUAGACGCUUUGAAUUAUUGGUAUGAUCAGAAAGAAAAAUUAGAACAACAGAUUUCUGAUUGGGAACACACAUUUGAGAUGAUGCCAAAAGCAACUGGAUAUGGUCAUAUCAUUUUUAAAUCCAUUCAUGAUGCCUCGGAGUGCAAAGCUCAAUCCAUGAAUGGGUUGAAAUGGUUCAAAACUAAUGAAGGACUUGAUUUCCGAAUUGAACCUCGUACCUACGAACCAAGUGACAUUAAUUGGAAGAAUUAUGCAGUGACGAGUAAGCAAAGAGGUGUUCGAGUUGGUUUUGUGAAUAUUGCUCUUCUCAUUUUGUUGCUCUUUUUCACAAGUCCUCUUGCUAUUGUGUCUGCAAUUCAAACAAUUGCAAACAGAAUUCCAGAAGCUGCUGCUGCAUUCAAUCAAUUGAAACAAGCAAGUGGAUACACUGGAGAUUUACUUUUCCACUAUUUACCAACUCUAUUACUCUUCUUAGUGACACAAUUAUUGCCAAUGACUAUUCCAAUAUUAACUUCAUUGGAGAAAUAUAAGGCCUACUCCCAAGAGUCUCGAGUUUACCUAUUGAGAUUAUUUAUUUACUUGAUUUUGUCAACAUUGGUACUUCCAGUUUGUUUGUUGACAUCAUUGGAUGGUAUUUUACGUUAUUUCCAAACAGAAGGAAGUGGAGAAGAUUGGAGAACAUUGUUCGAUCGAUUAUUUUUACCUCAAUCAGGUGCCUUCUUCUUGAACUAUGUCAUUCAGUAUGCAUUAUUAGGAUGUUUUGUUGACAUUAUUCGAAUGAAAGAUCUCAUCAAAUAUUUCUAUUUGAGAUUUAAGAGUGUGACUGAGGAAGAAAAGGAACAAGCAACCACCAUUGCUGAAUUUGACCUUCCUCUCGAAUAUGGAUAUUUAACCAGUUACUUUGGAAUUUUAUUGACCUUUUCUGUAUUCGUUCCACUUGUUUUACCUGUUGGAUUUUUCUACUUUUUAGUCAAGCAUAUUGUGGAUCGAUACAAUAUUUCAAGAUUGUGCUCAAAGAAUGAUCGAGCUCGAUUCAAAAUCUCACCAGACAUAACUUCCUACCGAGAGAGAAACAAGAUGGUUGUACAAAAAACCUUUGCAUGUCUCAUCCUUGCUCAAAUUUACAUUACUCUAUUCUUUGCCAAGACUGGUGAUGUGACUUAUAUUCAUCUCUUCCUCAUGUCUCUCAUAUUGAUAUUGAGUGUGGUGUAUUGCUUUUAUUGGACAGCUUCUUACAGGACUACAUUUGUACCCUCUGCCUCUUCAGCAACAACAACUUCUCAAGACACGAGUGGCUUUUCCUUCUUGAGUUUGAAUAGUGGAAGUGAGAGUACUUCUCUCAUUGAGGGUGCUUUUUAUAGUGAAGAGGAAGAACUUGCCAUCUUCUCCUCACAAUUAGACAAGUUCAGUGAAUGUUAUUUUCCACCUCAUGCUUUGCAAGGAAUGUCUGGGUUGAGAGAACAAAAGGAAGAGGAGAUGAAACAACACUUGAAUCAAAUUCAACUAUGA
This is a messenger RNA of Naegleria lovaniensis, 2622 nucleotides long. RefSeq lists its product as uncharacterized. NCBI's taxonomy places the organism in Eukaryota, Heterolobosea, Eutetramitea, Acrasida, Naegleriidae. Gene Ontology annotation, molecular function: calcium-activated cation channel activity. Gene Ontology annotation, cellular component: plasma membrane. The record is from RefSeq and is a predicted model, not a curated record. The transcript is spliced from 2 exons. Bases 1 to 2622 code for a protein of 873 amino acids.